Stereum hirsutum FP-91666 SS1 is the source of this 1683-nucleotide messenger RNA. RefSeq lists its product as uncharacterized. Bases 1 to 507 code for a protein of 168 amino acids. NCBI's taxonomy places the organism in Eukaryota, Fungi, Basidiomycota, Agaricomycetes, Russulales, Stereaceae. The transcript has 9 exons. The record is from RefSeq and is a predicted model, not a curated record.
AUGUCAGACAGCAAUUCCUGGAGCGACGGUAUCCUUCUCAAGGGAUGUUCUCAACUGCUCGAGAGCCCCUGUUCCUCGUCGUUGUCGUCAUUGAUCCACUUGCUCUUCCUCGGCACCAUCGUCUACCAGUUCUUCCCCGAAAGCAAACGCGUCAUCAUUGACGGCUCCGAAUACACGGCCUUCAUCUUCGUGCUCUUGGUUAGCUCCGCCGUCACCCACAUCUACUACGUCGUCAAGAAGCAUCACUCGCCCAGCUCCAUCCCCGACGAGCUCUUUGUCCACCUGCCUGUCUCGUUUUACCACAGCUGGACCACCGUGCUUGUCGUCUUGACUGCAUUCGAGGCCUUCUGCGUCUCUUCGUUCGACCACAAGGCCGGCAUUUGGACUAAGGUCUUCGUCUUCGUCUCCCUCUUCUCCCUCAAAGUCACCGCUGCAGCCUACGCCUUCUCUUCUCUCGAAGGCGAUCUGUCGGCCUCCAUCGCCAUCUGGGACGGCGGAGGAAAAUAGCGCGAAAUACUUGACUUUGUUUGUUCUCAAUCGUUUCCUUCUCCCUCCACGCAUCGCACCUAGAAUGAGACGGGUGUCGAAACGAUUCUCCGGAGGGACCACAGGGUGUACGCGGCGAGUACGCGGACUCAGAGUAUACAAAGCCGAAUGCGUAAAUAGGCUUAGUAGGAGCUCUUCAGACGCCAAGGUCUCAUGAUUCGAGGAAGGGCUACCCAGCUCGUCGUGGUUGUGGAAAAGCAGGCAACAGGUCAGUCAAGACGCUCAGCGGAGUCGCCGGAAGUCCGAGCUGCCACGUGGUUGUCGUUCCGUCGAUGGAUCCGGAAACUACCGGAUCCCUUCCCUCCCCACCACAAAAUAAUUCAACCUUCUCCUCAUCCACCGGACGCGAAAUAAAUGACUUUCAUCCCACCACCACACGCGUUGUACGGCUACGUCGGCCAGGGCGCUCAAAUCGCCGUAACCACAGGCAAUCUCUCCUCCGGUCUCGUCGCCGGAAUAACCCUCUCGGCCUCCAUGCUCGCCGUCCCACCUCUCUUCCUAGCCGCGUCCGCCGCAUCUACCCUCAUCCCUGCGACCGAGAACCUGCUCGCUCGUCAAUGGGCUAGAUUAUGUAACACGGGGAAGAUAGUCGCACCGCCGCUUGCGGCUACAAGCGUACUUUCGUUGUUCUAUGCUGCGUAUGCGUAUUGGUACGAACACCCGCAACUCGACGGUCUCUAGUUAGCCUACAUCGGCUCUAGUGUCCUCACCCUCUCCAUCAUCCCCUUCACAUUACUUGCAAUGGCGCCCACGAACAACCGCCUCCUCCGUGCUGCCGCCGGCGAUCCAGAUACCUCGUCUUCGAACACUGCGACUGGCGUCAAAUCCUCAGGUCCCGGCGCGACAGGCGACGCCACGUCGCUUUCCGUCGACGAUCAAGUCCAACAAGUCGUCAAGUGGGCGAAGCUGAACUACGACAGGGGUCCACUCUCGCUCGCUGGUUUCGCGAUCACGGUAUGGACUACGGUUCCUGGUGCUGUCAAGGAGGUCGUCAGGAGGGGUCGUAUAAUCGGGAUGGGAGUGAAGAGUGAAUUCUUUGUUUAUUCUAUUGGGCUUAUGUGCUCGAUGUUAGCUUUUUCUUGUUAUUUGUACACCGAGCAUGUCGAAUGACCUGCUCUUUCUAUAAUUGACUGAUCC